UGAGCCCUUAUAAAUACCCACAACCUCUCUAUAACACAAGCAAUAAGUCUCGUAAAAAAGCCGCACAAUUAACACGGAGUGUCUCGCCUGUCGUGUAUAGAUUUUCUCUGACCGCUUUCGUUUGCCAGCUGCCCUCUUUACAGGACAGGGAAAAUAGCAGUGGAAUACAAACGGGGAUCUCUGACUGCACGGCUCGGGCUCAAACCAACAUGGCCCCCUCGGCUCGACCCAGCAAGAACGGACUUGGCAUGGAUGAGGAUGACUACUACGGGAUUAAUAAAGGGGACCGAAAGGCAAGAAAACCUUUGGUGGAGAAGAAGAGGCGUGCUCGUAUCAAUGAGAGUUUGCAAGAGCUCCGGACCUUGCUCGCUGACACCGACCUGCAGUUAAAGAUGGAGAACGCAGAGGUUCUGGAGAUGACGGUGAAAAAAGUGGAGCACAUUCUCAAGAAUCGUACCCAAGAGACAGACACUAUGAACCGGGAGGCCAGUGAGAGGUUUGCAGCAGGCUACAUCCAGUGCAUGCAUGAGGUACAUAUGUUUGUGUCCAACUGUCCCGGAAUUGACGCCACGGUUGCGGCGGAGCUACUUAAUCAUCUGCUAGAGUGUAUGCCCUUGAACGAGGACCACUUCCAGGACAUGCUUUUGGAUUUAAUGUCGGACACUUCCAGCAACAACGGCAGCACUUGGCCUUCCGGCGAGGCGCUGUGCGCGGCCCUAGCCUCCCCCGGUGGCAGGAGUAUAUCCAGCGGUUCCUCCUCCGCUCUCUCCCCCGCCCCCUCCACCACCUCUUGCGAGGACCUGUGCUCUGACCUGGACGAGACAGACAGCGAGCACAACCAAAGCUCAACCGACGCACUGGAGAAUCAAGAGGCCCGAAACAUGCCCACUAUCGCGUACUCCAAAUCAAUGUGGAGGCCCUGGUAGUGGCCCAUACUAUAAUCAACUGCACUGCCUUUGGGAUUUAUUAGAAUAGUUUGGAGUCUACCUGCCCCAGGUUGUGACAUUCUAUGGGUUACCUUGGUAAGCGCAUGUGACACCGGAAAUGUCCUCUCUACUGCGCAAUGGAGAACAUCUCAAGUUUGUUUUUGUAAAUAUCUCGAGACGAUUUGCAUAAGAAAAAGCUCUUUUAAAUCUAUUUUUUCUCCCACUGAAUAUUAUUUCUGAAAAAAGACCCCUGAGCGUGUAGUUUAGUUGUCCUGUAAUUUCCUGAAAGAGAAUAACUUACACUCCCCAACAACGUGACGCUGUAACAAUGUGUAGAAUGUUUUGUCAAAAAAUGUCAAUUUGAUUA
Messenger RNA from Esox lucius (northern pike), 1293 nucleotides. RefSeq names its product hairy-related 13 (gene her13). Gene Ontology annotation, molecular function: RNA polymerase II cis-regulatory region sequence-specific DNA binding; protein dimerization activity; DNA-binding transcription factor activity, RNA polymerase II-specific. Lineage: Eukaryota; Metazoa; Chordata; Actinopteri; Esociformes; Esocidae. Gene Ontology annotation, cellular component: nucleus. The coding region runs from base 210 to 926 and encodes 238 amino acids. The record is from RefSeq and is a predicted model, not a curated record. The transcript is spliced from 4 exons. Gene Ontology annotation, biological process: regulation of transcription by RNA polymerase II; regulation of neurogenesis; anterior/posterior pattern specification.